Melopsittacus undulatus (budgerigar) is the source of this 2745-nucleotide messenger RNA. It is a transcript of the gene TERB1, whose product is annotated as telomere repeat binding bouquet formation protein 1. Gene Ontology annotation, biological process: homologous chromosome pairing at meiosis; meiotic attachment of telomere to nuclear envelope. The transcript has 20 exons. NCBI's taxonomy places the organism in Eukaryota, Metazoa, Chordata, Aves, Psittaciformes, Psittaculidae. The record is from RefSeq and is a predicted model, not a curated record.
UAAAAACUGGAAAGAGUGUAUUUAAGAAAAAAUACUUAAUUUGUAUUCCAUAUGGUGUUACAAAUCAUGCUAAUUUGAACAGAAAAGAAAAUCCUUUUUCCUUGCUGUUGUAGAGCAAGAACAGAGAUACAACCAAAAAUGGAAACUCAAAAGAGGCAGAAAAAACAGUGUGAUGUGAAAACAGAUCUGAACUUAUUGCUUGAAUGCCUUAAAUAUCAGAUGGACUGCCCUCUAUCUCAGAAAGACACUUUGAUCACUAUUUACUCAAUUUGUCAACAAAACAGUGAAGCAAGUGAAUAUUUUCGAGAAAUUGGUGGUUUGAUGUUUGUAAAUGAUCUUGCAAAGUCAAGUAUUCAUGGCAUAGUAAAGGAAGCAGCUUUGUUUACAUUAGGAAUUACAAUGGAGAGUAAUGUUUAUUGUCAACAAGCUCUCUGUACUGCUUCAUUUUUUGAAGACCUCAUUUCAUUUUUAAUUAAUAAGGAUUCUGGUGUGAACUUGAAAAGAAUGUCUGUUUAUGUCAUCUUAGCAGUAGUUUCCAAUAAUAUAAAUGGGCAAACCUAUGUCAGAGAUACAGGCUGCAUUGGCUUACUGCUACAGUUAUUCAGAACAACCCUUUCCACAUCUGAGAUCAAUCUGUCAGAUGAAGAUACUAAUCAGUGCUAUCAGCUGUGGUCCUCAGUCUGCAGUACUCUCUGUGCCUGCGUUAACAAUCCCCAGAAUGAAUAUAAUCAAAACAUUUGCUCUUCAGUUUUCCCAUAUGCCAAAGAGUGGCUGGAAAGUUGCACAAAGCCUGAGAUAGUUCGUCCUAUUUGUUCAUUUGUUGGUCUCACAGUUGCAAAUAACUCAUACGUGCAGAAAUAUUUUGUUUCUGUUGGAGGACUGGAUACAUUAGCUAGAGUUCUCACCAGGCUUACACGUGAUUCCAGUAUGAGUAACUCCAGCAUAAAACUUGCAAUAGCAGUUGCAAAGACUCUGGAUGCCUGCAUUGCUAAUGACUCUACCAUAGGUGUUGUCUUGACAAAGUACCACACUGUGUCAGAGCUACUAAAGUUGCUGUCCAAUGACACUCUGGAUACAAGUGAAAAAAUUAGUAUUAUUCUAACCAUUGGACACUGUACUGAAGUUUGUGAAGAAAACCAGUGUGAGCUGCUCCAGAACAAUGGUCUUCCACUUAUGAUUCAGUUAUUAACAGAGUCUCAGGAUGAGGAACUAAACAAAGUGGCUACUUUUGUGCUUAAAAACUGCAAACAAAUGACCAAACAAUUGUUCCUGAAAAUAAAUUAUAAUUCAUUAAAUGUAACCAAUACAGAGGAGCUGGACAUGCAAGUCAGAAAAAGAAGUCUAGAAGACUACUGGAAGGAAGCAAAAGAAAUUUUACACAGAAUAAACUUGCUUCAAAAAGAGUAUAAUGAGGAAAGUGUGAAAGGAGAAGUAUUUGUAGAAAGAUCCUUAGAAGCCAAUACUGAAGCAUCUAAAUAUUAUGAGGUGAAUCCUGCUGAUCAAAAAACCUACAUAGCAAGAACACAUAAAGAAAUACAUUGUCCACAGUCAGAUGAUCAGCUUGUUUCUCCAUCUGUAAAUUCUUCUGCACUGAAAAAUUACAUAGUUAACCCUAUGAAUCUAGGAAAUGCUUCUGUGAGACAAAAUGAACAGAGGAAUAGUCUGCGUUCAGUUAAUGAACUGCAAACAGGCAAUGUACUACAAAGUCACACUAUGAAUGAAAGAACUACUUGUGUAAAAAAUCAGUCUAUUCAAGUAAGUGAACAUUUACCCAAGAAACCAGCAGAGAUCGUUCAAAACAUGAAACAGACAUGCACAUCAGAUCAACACUCAGAGAUAACCAAAGGAGAAAAAAGUACUUCAGCUACAUCUGCAUCCCAGAAAAUGGCAGAUUUCAGGUGUUCAGGUUGUAAAGCAGGAGAACUGUCCUUCAAUAGUAGAACCUUUACCAAGAUGUUGCAAAGUUGUCUAUACCAGUGUGACCACCACAAAGUCAUUCUGGAAGCUGAAGAAAGACAUAAAAAGGGGCUUCGCAAAUUGAAUGUUUGUAACAGCAGGAGAUAUGCAGCUUCUGAAAAAAUACUGCUGACCCCAAAGAAGAAAGAAGGAGUACAUGCAAAAAUACCAACUUUUAGGUUUGAAGUGGAUGAUUUUCAAAGUAUUAUUUUGACUCCAAAUAGAAAAAAACAAUCUAAUACUUCAAAUAGAGAGAGACAUAGUAAAAGUGCAAGUUUGGCUGAUGACUGUAACUUGAUACCUACGUAUAAAAAGUCUUUACAAAAAAGCCAAGAUUCUAACUUGAACAAGCAGAGAGCCAAAGAAAUGUGCAACCAGGAAUGUCUGCGCUUAAAAGAAAAUUGCCUGUAUUCAGCAGACAGAUAUGUGAACAAUGAAAACUGUACCCUGGAGACAAACACAAAAACUUUAAACAACAGAAGAACCUGAAAAGAUUUCACAGCUGAAGAAAUAAACUAUCUUUUGAGUGGAGUGAAAAAAACAGGUAACCACUGGAAUGUAAUUUUGUUGUUUUAUCCAUUUCAGAAAGGACAGACAAAUGUCGACCUUUCCAAGAAGUACGACAGGUUACAGUUGCAACCGCACAGCAGGCUGCAAGGAGCGGCGGCGAGCACUCCUCCCCGGUGCAAGGGGGCGCUGCGGGACGUGGUCGCCCUCGCCGCCUUCCCAGCCGUGGCAGGCACCGCCCAGGGCGGGGCGCGCUGCAGGGGCUGGCCGCGCUCCGCCUGA